GCGAUACCUCUGUAAGUCUGUUGGCCAGGCACGAAGAGAGGAGAGCAAAAUAUCUCGGAGAUUCUCUACCGUUAGCUGUAGAAAUAUCGACAUUUAACUCACCUUCAGUUGUCUUGGUUGCUUUAGUUAGUUGAUAUAAACAGCUCAGUCUAUUUUAGAUGUUAUCUGCUGAUAAAAGGUAGUGAGAGUUUUGUUAGGACGCUGAAUUGUAUGUGUGAAGAGCUAACUGCUAGCUGACAGGCUACCUAGCUUAGCCUUUAGUGAGAUGGCGUUGAAAAGAAUUCAAAAGGUAAGAGUGUUUUUAAUUUCAUUAAAAAUAAUCACUUAAUAACCUUUUAUUCCUGUUUGUGUGGAACUCUAACCGCUGUGUGGACCUGUGUGGAGCUGAUGUUAUUUCUGAUUUUAUGUUGUUUAUUAUUAAAUUUUAGUAUUUUUGAGUAAAUUUUCAGACAAAGACGAGCUAACAGAUGUCAGUUAAAAGGCUUUUAUUUUGAAAAUCUGCUGUUAGUCUAUAUUUCAGACUCUUUAAAAACCUGAAUCAGCUCUGAGAUCUGACUGUUUCUGUCAGGAUAACUUUAGGACAUGAUCUUUUGUUUUUUGGGUGUUUUUAUUUCUGAUAUUUUAGUUUUUUAUGAGUUUAUAUUUUAUUUCUCAGACUGGUUUCUUUCUCUCUCUAACAGCAGGUUGAUAAUAAUAAUGUGUAUGAAUGACAGCUGCUUGUUGGUUGCCAAAAUUGAACCGUGUGUCAGUGUUUCCUUAUAAGGGUUGGUAAAUGGGGCACUAAAGCGGGCCACGGUGUGUAUUUAUAUAACAGGAGGAGAAGUUAAAUAACAGCCUUCAUUUAAAUAGAACCAUCUGUUGGUUUGUUGUCUUUGUACGUACACAAUGACCUUACUUUCUCUGCCCAUCAUGUUGGUUUUAUUUAGCAGCCUUAUGGAAUUAAAGCCUGUUUAUGACUUCACUGUUAAUGCAGCCAUCUCUCCUAAAAACACCUUUACCUGUCAGCAGACGGACAGCAGACAUAUUUUCAAUAAAAAAUAAACGUCUUUACACAAAGUCAGAUGGAAACAGGGUUAAAAUUCUGUUAAAGUCACAAAGAAGCUCCUCGGGAUCCGAUUUUUAUAUUAGUGAAACUUUAAACAUCAGGAUUGAUCAGAAACAUCAACCAACCAACCAAACAACCAAACAACCAACCAACUCCUGUUUCUGAAUAAAAUGUUCAUUUUAAACUUUAUUCUUUUUAUGAUAAGGACAAAAACAUUACUGUUUACUGUAGUUUUUAUGUAAUUAUUCUCUUUUUUAGAGUUAAGUUAGUAUUUGUUUAUGCUGUUAUGUAUAAGACGGUAGUUUUUAAGGAAGUGAAAGUAUUUUUACCGUUUGUCUGUCGUCUUCAGGAGCUGUCAGACCUGCAGAGGGACCCGCCUGCUCAGUGUUCAGCUGGACCUGUUGGAGAUGACUGUAAGUAUGAGGACAAAGGGAUUUAUUUGUGUUUACAUUAUUAUUACAUUAUUGAAGUUCAGGAUUUAAAGUGCUAAACUAAUCUAUUGUCCAUUUUUCUCAGUGUUUCAUUGGCAGGCAACAAUAAUGGGGCCGGUAAGUAAAACCAGUUUUGAACGUGGAAAUACGCAGCGAAAAGUUCCCGUCUGAAAUCUAUUUUCUUUUUGUCUUUAUAGAGUGACAGUCCGUAUCAGAGCGGAGUGUUUUUCCUCACCAUUCACUUCCCCACAGAUUAUCCCUUCAAACCACCAAAGGUCAGACUGAGGCGAGCUUUUUCUCACACCAGACAUGACUUUCUAUUCGAGUGUCGAAUUGAUUGAAACUUUGGUUUCUGUUUUCACUCAGGUGGCUUUUACAACUAAAAUUUACCACCCAAAUAUCAACAGCAACGGCAGCAUUUGUCUGGAUAUACUAAGAUCUCAGUGGUCGCCUGCACUCACGGUAUCGAAAGGUAAGACUGAUGAUCAGCUGCUCUGACAGGUCAAAUCUCUUUUUAUAAGAAGCAGCAGCUGCUAAAAAAACAAAAACAAGAUCUUUAAGAAAACGCUGAGAAUGAAACGACAAACAACAAAAUCACUAAAAGAGUUUUUAUUUCAGUGUUAAAUUUCAGUUUUUAUUGGAGCUCAGACUCUCAGGUCUCUGAUCCAAACUGAACCAGAACAGAGGAUUCAGAACCACCAGAGACUUCACUGGACCUGAACCCAUAUAAGGUGGACUGAGGGGACAUGGAGAACUGUCCUGUGGUCUGAGGGAUCCAAGUCUGUCUGUCUUUUUGGAAAUCCUGGACUUUCUAAAGAGUCGAGGAUCCACCAGGCCUGAUCUCAGCUCCUAGUCCAAAUCCAGCAUCCCUGAUGGUCUGGGGAUCAUCAGAGUCCAUGACAUGGGUACCUUCCACAUCUGUGAAGGAACAAGAUCUCCAGGGUUAGGACCAACAUCUGCAUCCAUCCAGACCAGGACCUCUUCAGGGAAGACCUUCAUAUGAUCCAGAACCAGAUUCUGACAACAGCAUGGCUCUGUAGGAGAAGAGUCCUGGACUGAUGCGGUCCGGACUUGCAGAGACGGUCUAACAUCAGUCUGGUUCUGCUCGAGGUCUCUGCCUGUUUAAGGAGGUUCUUCCUCUCAGAGGGGGUCCGGUCUUACUAGAUGGGACUUCAUGUUGGUUUUCUAGACCAGCUCUUUUUUUCAUAAACUGGAACCAUUUCUAAAAGAUUCACUGAUAUUCCCCCAUGGAAACAUUUGGACCAUCAGGACCCCCAAAAACAGGACAGAGGAGACCCUGAACUGCUGAGCAGCUGAAAUCCUCCAUCAGACCGGACUGGGAGAACCUGGUCCGAAGUUUCAGGAAGAAAACCGUCCUGAAUGAUCGUGAUCGGAGAUCGUUUAAACGUUUCAUCAAAUGGAAGAAAAACAACAUCAGAAAUCAGAGGUUUGUUAAAUAAGAGCGUUUCCACCAUGAAGAGGGACUCAAAGGGACUGAGGAAAACCACGAACCAGGACUUUUGGACUCUGGAGGAAUGGAAGAAGCUCAUGUGGUCUGAUGAGUCCAGAUCUACCCUGUUCCAGAGUGACGGGGGCGUCAGGUGAAGUGAUGAACCCAUCAUGCCUAGUGUCUAAAGAACCAGCCUGUGGGGGCAGGACUGUGGUCUGGGUCUGGGUCUGAGUCUGCAGUCGGUCAGGUCGAGAUUCAGAAACAUCAUGAGCCCAAAGAUAGAGCUCAAAUCUCGACCACCAGUCCAGACCUGAACCCGGUGAGGGUCUUUGUGCCGUGGUCAGAGUCUCUGUUCAGCAGAUCCUGGUGAAAAACACGGGAUGGAGUUUAUCGAGAUCUAACCGCAGAGAAUUCACGCUGUAAUCAAAGAGAACCAACCGAAUAUUAGAGUGUGAGGCAGCGUACACACACACACACACACACACACACACUCACACACACACACACACACACACACACACACACACACAUACACACACACACACACACACACACACACACGCACGCACGCACGCACGCACGCACGCACACACACACAGGCACACAUACACACACGCACGCACGCACGCACACACACACACACACACACACACACACUGUAUAACGUCCCGUUCAUGUCCUCGUGGUUCACCUGUGGCUCUGUAAUAGAAACUGUUCUUGAGUCUGGAGGUGCGGACUCUGAGUGCUCUAUAGCGCCUCCCAGAGGGGAGCAGAAAGGACAGGUGUGGUCAGGGGAGGCCUUCAUCUCUGAGUAUGAUGGUGACGGUGUGAAUGCAGGAAAUUCUGAGUGAGGGCAGACUGGGUCCGAUGGUCUUUCCUGACUGGUUGCAGACUCAGAGUUCAUGUACCAAGCUGUCGGUCGAUCGUCAGGACAGGAGCGAAGGUGGAGCGCUCCGAGCAGCAGGUCGUUUUUCUUCAGUGUCCUCAGGAAGUAAAGCUUCCCUCCCCAGAGAGGAGGAGUUAAGUGACCACGUUAGAUCCUCGCUGAUGUAGGUCCUCAGGAACGUGAGGCUGGCAACCCGUUCCACUUCCUGUCCCUCGAUGGUUUGGGGGACACGGUCCUCCUGCUGUUUGGAAACAGAAAAUGAUUUCUUUGUUUGUUUUUUGAGGUUAAAGGUUCUAGUCCAUCAGUCUGUUUCCUCUCUGGGGGGGUUUCAUGAGGAACAUGAACCUCCUGUCAGUCUGAUCACAGAUGCUUCACUGUAGUCCAUAAACUUCCAUUUGGACUGGAGGUUCAACCUAACAGGUUCUGGUUCUCUCUCUCUCUCUCCACAGUAUUAUUGUCUAUCUGCUCUCUUCUUUGUGAUCCAAACCCGGACGACCCGCUGGUACCAGAGAUCGCCCACACGUACAAAGCUGACAGGGAAAAGUGAGUGAUGAGAUUUUCCACACCUCUGCUUUCUGUUAGGGGGAUGUGUUUUUUAUUAUUUAUUCAUAUUUAUAUUUAUUAUAUAUUCACCGUCUCCAAACUCUGUUUUUUUUCAGAUACAACAAAUUAGCCAGAGAUUGGACGCAGAAGUAUGCGAUGUGAGACGAGCAGGAAGAUCAAAACAAGAACAGGAACAAAAGAAACACAUUUGAUUUGUAACUUUGAGGCAAAUGAGCAACAGCAGAGUGGAAAAAAAAACAAGACAACACCUAUCUUUUGAAGGAGGAAGCAAUACAGGGGUACAGCGCCCCCUGGCUGUCCAUGUGCAGAGAUGUUAACUUGUGCUGUUCUCCGUGUCUGGAUCUGCUGAGCAGGACCAGACAGGCUCUGAAAGCACUCCCACAUGGAAACUCAUCUGCCGCUCUCAGACUUUGAACUGUUACUCCUGCUAUCAUCAUGUUAUUUAUCAUCGUCACUGUUCUUCAUCAUAUCGUUGUGAUACUCAGAGGCAAACUAUUAGAUUGAUUCUUUUGGAGGUUGGCUUUGUCCAUUUGUCAGAGGUACUGUCUGUGUCUCACUGGAUGUCUCCUUCUUACUGUACUUCCAUGUUUUUAGUGGCCUUUCUGUGUUUUUUUUUUUCGGUAAAUGUGCAAUUGAGGCAGAAUGUUCCCCGUUCAACUUAAAAUGGUGCCGUGCCAUUACCAGCAGCUGAUGUGUUGGCACAUGCUGUCUCUGACCCCAGACAAUGUGAAAAUGUGAGGGAUCCUGGGUCUCCAUCUCUAAAGCGACAGUAUUAAAGGUUUCGACACCACUGGACAGCUGCUGUGAGGAGCUGGUCUGGCUCUGAGUUGUUGUUUGGAUCCAGAGGCUCAAUGUCAGCUCUCAUUUUUCUCACACAUGGCGUCAUCGCUCUCAUUUCCCGUAUCAGUAACAGUCCGCAGCUUGUGUCCACAGCGCACAAAUACUACAGUCGACCUGUUAGUCGAUGUGUUGCUAUGAACACCGUUUCUCUUUGGCCAAUUCAGUGCAGUGACUCAGGUAUCAGACCCGUUCAUCAAACGGAUCAGAGUCCAUACCGUCAUACCGACAUCGAACAGCCGCGCUCCUCUGAAUGAUCCUGAUGUUCAACAUUUCUCAGUAACACGCCGUUUCAGACGUGCCGUAAUUCCUCUCAGAGACACUUUCAUUAUCACAUCAUUUUCUCUUAUUAACUUAUUUAAAACAACAGCUUUUAAUCUUGCUGAAAUGUCUUUAUGAACUUGAAGAGGCCUUUUGUCAUGGCUGUUGUCUCUAGAAACGGGAAUUGAAAAAAGGACUCAUUUUACAGAAACAAGUCGAUUUGUUGGUUUACUGGAAGUCAGACAGCUGCAGUGACAGAGAAAAUAACUCCAUAUCAGGUCAUCUGACGUUUAUCAGCACUUUGAAGGUUUAAAUUCACUUUUUUUCAGUCUGAUCGUAGGUUUUUCUUGAUGCUUGAUGCUUGAUCUUUUUCAGAAGCUGUAGUUUUAUGGCUUUGAUUUUUUUCCCCAUUCAAAUAACUAGAAUUUAAAACACGAUUGUGAUGUUUAAUGUGUAAUAUUAGUUUGAAUAUAAUCCAUUGUGACUGAGGUAGUUUGAAAUGCUACGAUUUGUCUUUUUCAUUGGGGCUGAAAAUGUGCUGAUGCUGCCAAUAUAAAGGGAAUAUUCUGAUGCUAUAGAAAAGGAAUACAUUUAACCAUCGAGUUAUCAUUGAGAAGAUUUAUCUUAAGGUUCAUUGUGAAGCAUGAAAAUAUUAGAGGCUUUAAUUGUAGAAUUAACACCAUGGUUUAGAUGCCAAAUGUAGAUUUUUACCACUUUAGCAGCUGUAGAAAAAAGUUCUGAAUAACAGUAUAUACUAAAAGGUUAUGGGAAAAUGUAUCCGUACAUGCAGUCAGGUUCUGUUUUUGCUGCCAGAGCACAACUGAAAAAGAUGUGUGAUAGUUGUAGUUCAAACUUUGUUUGUUCUUCUGGCUCAUUUAUUUAUUUGAAAGCGGAGAAUCUUCCAACAGUGCGGCUGAACGCAGCCUCAUUGGUCCUCUGGGUCAUGUGACAUUGACUCCCUUUGUCUCAGUAGAGUUUCUAUAGGCAGCUUGGCAUGCUUUGCACUCUGGAGGAACCCUGUCACAGCCAUUCACCAGAUAUCAGGGAUUUCAUUAUAACUCAUCUGCCUAAUAUCUCAGACUGAAAUUUUAGCCUUAACCCUCAUUUUGUGUAUCUAUAAAGCGGUUCAUAAACUGUAAAUCUGAGUGAGUCGUUUCAUCAGCAGACACACAAACCUGCUCAAACCAACACCGACAUUUCAGCCGCGCUUCUGAACGCUGGACCAGCCCUCAUCCACGUCCACACACACACACACACACACGAGAACUACAACCCUGACAUAUAUGAAUAAAGUUCAUCUUGGUUUACUUUGGUCUGUGUCUGUGUGUGUGUCUGUGUGUGUCUGUAAUGAAGUAACAACAAACCUGCUGAUAUUAUGAAAACAGUUUUUGAAAGUAAGUUGGUUUCUCUGCAAUAAAACAGACUGAAGACAUUAAAAGACCAGGAUGAACCUGAAAACAUAAACUUUUUAAAAAGCUGAGCAGACCGUGAACCCAGAGAUGUGUUACUAUGUUUGAUAGAGUCAUCACACACACACACACACACAGCGUUAUCUUUUUCCUCUUUGACAAAAAACAAGGACUGACAAAGAGACACAAUCAGAACUAAAAUAAAUCAGGAGAAAAUGCAGCGAUGUUGAA
This is a messenger RNA of Xyrichtys novacula (pearly razorfish), 7114 nucleotides long. The record is from the annotation of a GenBank genome assembly. Lineage: Eukaryota; Metazoa; Chordata; Actinopteri; Labriformes; Labridae.